Parnassius apollo (apollo) is the source of this 594-nucleotide messenger RNA. The record is from the annotation of a GenBank genome assembly. Lineage: Eukaryota; Metazoa; Arthropoda; Insecta; Lepidoptera; Papilionidae.
AUGCCAAAACGAAGUGCGGAAGAAAAAAUCGAGCGUUACGAACGAAAAAUUAGAAAAUUACGUGAACGCGAUGUCGCACGACAUCGCCGAAUACGGGUCAUAUCAUCACAAUCUUCCAAUAAUGAAGGUGUUGAAGACGCCGACCAUCCUGAGCUAAACCUUAUAGCUAACACGAAGGACCUCUGGAUUGCUUCAGGGCAGAGUCCCACAACACCUGAGCCCAUGCUGGAGCCCGAGCUUAUUCCGGAACCUGAGCCCACACUGAAGCCAGAGUCUAGACCAGAGACCAGGGCGGAGAAACCAUUAGAGCCACAUGCUUUAGAGGCAACUUCGACGGAACAAAACACGAACGGUGCAUCAUCUGAACCAGAAUUGGACCCUGAACUUUUAGAAGCCCUCGAAGUGGGAUCGCCCGUGCUUUUUAUUAAUCGUUAUUUUAAAUAUUUCAGCGCAAACUAUUUCAAUAUGGAUGUGGAGCUGGUGAAAGGGCUGUUGGAGACCAUCCAAAAUGUAAUGGUUUCAAAUAUGCGGCACGACGAUUCAGCGGUGCCAAUUUUCGACCUGGACAAAAACAACGACGGAGCAGCUGCCUAG